CAAUCGAAAUCCAAUCAUUCAAAAUUACACUUUCCUUUUCUUCUUCAAAAAUAAAAUAAAUUAAAUCAAUAGAAAUUAACACUUUCCUCAAAAGUCUUUUCAAAACCUCCACAAAAUGUCAAUUGACUUCCAUUGGGUCUCCGCUUUUCCAGCUAACAGUUAACGGUUAAAAAGAAAACAGAGAGAGAGAGAGAGAGAGAGAGAGAGAGAGAGAGAGAGAGAAGAGAGUCAAACCCAAAGAAGGGAAAAACCAAACACAAAAACCUGGUUUGAAGAUCCAUUCAUUAAAUUAAAAAAAAAAAAACAGCAUCUCUGAAUCACAGAGGUUUAUUCUCCUUUCUCUACAAGAAAGGGGAAAACAAAUUCAUCUACAAAUCUCAUCUCAAGAUUUGAUCUCAAAUCUUGUCUGGAUUGAUACAUAUAUUCAACAUUGCAUUCACAUAUCUAUAUAUAUACAUACAUAUGUAUAUAUGGCCCCAAGCAAGAUUAGAAAAGCUAUUGGGGCCGUAAAGGACCACACGAGCAUCGGCCUGGCCAAGUUCGCCGGCGGCAGCCGCUCCAUCUCCGCCCUCGAUGUCGCCGUCGUCAAGGCCACCCGCCACCAAGAAUACCCGCCCGACGACAAAUACGUCUCCCAAAUCAUAACCCUCACCUCCCACUCGCGGGCCCACGUCAACGCCUGCAUCCGCACAAUAGCGAAGCGCCUCAACAAGACCAAGAAUUGGGUGGUGGCACUAAAAACCCUCAUGCUCGUCCACCGCCUCCUCUCCGACGACGUGGCGGAAGACCAACGCCACCGCCUCCACGCCGCCGUCUACGAGCGGGAGAUCUCCUGUUACUUGACGAGGCGCGGGGCCCGCCUCCUCCUCGACGUGUCCGGCUUCCGGGACGCGUCGGGCAAGACGGACGCGUGGGACCACUCGUCGUUUGUCCGCGCGUACGCGGCAUACCUGGACGAGAGGCUCGAGUUGAGGAUGCAAGGGCAAAAUGGGAAACACGGAGGCUAUUCUUCUUACCACGAGGACGAGGAAGAAGAUGGAGGCGGUGGUGGUGGUGGUGCCGCCAAGGGGACAGGGGAUAUUCCGACGAGUGAAAUGAAGAACGAGACCGUUUUCUCGAGGGUUCAGAAUCUGAUGAAGCUUCUCGAGAGGUUUUUAGCAUGCAGACCGGCCGGUGCAGCAAAACAUAACAGGGUUGUGGCAGUGGCACUCCACCACAUAGUGAAGGAAAGUUUUGAGCUAUACACCGACAUAACGGAAAUAACAGCUGUCUUGACCGAACGGUUCAUGCAGCUCGAAAUACCCGAUAUGGUGCGUGUCUACGAGAUCUUCUGCCAUCUUUCGAAGCAGUACGAAGAGCUCGACGCCUUCUAUGAAUGGGGCAGAACUGUCGGAAUCAUGCGCUUCUCCGAUUAUCCUUACAUCGAGAAAAUCACACAGAAGAAACUCGAUAUGAUGGAUGACUUUAUCCACCAAAAAUCGGCCAUGUCAAAGAACAGAAUGAGAGCCAGCACCGCCGAGCCAAAGCCAAAGCCAAAGCCAAAACCAAAGCCCAUCGAAGAAAAGAAAGAAGCAGAACCACAAGAGGAUUUGUUCGCAAUUAAGGCUUUGCCGCCACCUGAAAGAUUUGAGGACGAAAAAACAGAUGAAGUAAAGAAUCAGAAAAUCACUCAAGAAGUGGGUGAUUUGCUGAACCUAAGUGAAGACGCACCAUCUCACGCGGAAGAAGGGCAAAAAAUGGCUUUAGCUUUAUUCGACUGCGGCUCGAAAAGUACGACAACUACUACUACUACUAAUACUCCGCCGUGGGAAGCUUUUAAGGACUCGUCUGGAGAUUGGGAAACGGCGUUGGUUCAUUCCGUCAGCCAUUUGUCGAACCAAAAGGCGUCUCUUCCUGGAGGCUUCGAUACGUUGAUUCUUGAUGGGAUGUACAAACACGGCGAAAUGGCUGCUGCCUAUUCUAAGGAUUGUUCAGCAAACGGAAGUGCGAGCAGUGUAGCAGUAAGGUCGGCUGUGGGGCCCACCGUGCUGGCCUUGCCGCCGCCUAAUGGUGGGGGUGCCGACCCAUUUGCCGCCUCUGUCGGCAUUGCACCGCCGUCUUACGUGCAGAUGCCUGAGAUGGAGAGGAAGCAGAGGUUGUUGGUGCAGGAGCAGCAACUAUGGCAGCAGUAUGCGAGAAACGGGAUGCAGGGGCAUGUAGGGCUAUCGAAGAUGCAAAACGGAGUUACUUAUCCAUAUAAUGCGGAAGUUUACAGCACACGAAUAUGGUGAGCCUUUUUCUUUCCGUGAGGUUACUACGAUGAAUAUGUACAUAAUUAAAGAGAAAAGCCAAUAUGCAAUGAAGAGAAAGUUGUGAAUGUAAAGUGGUUUUGAAGAGUAUUUACACAUACAGAUGACAAAUGGUGUUGU
Erythranthe guttata (spotted monkey flower) is the source of this 2408-nucleotide messenger RNA. RefSeq names its product putative clathrin assembly protein At1g03050. Gene Ontology annotation, biological process: clathrin-dependent endocytosis; clathrin coat assembly; vesicle budding from membrane. Gene Ontology annotation, cellular component: clathrin-coated vesicle; clathrin-coated pit. The record is from RefSeq and is a predicted model, not a curated record. NCBI's taxonomy places the organism in Eukaryota, Viridiplantae, Streptophyta, Magnoliopsida, Lamiales, Phrymaceae. Gene Ontology annotation, molecular function: SNARE binding; clathrin heavy chain binding; 1-phosphatidylinositol binding.